Oryzias melastigma (Indian medaka) is the source of this 4259-nucleotide messenger RNA. It is a transcript of the gene dhx8, whose product is annotated as DEAH (Asp-Glu-Ala-His) box polypeptide 8. The transcript has 23 exons. Gene Ontology annotation, biological process: mRNA splicing, via spliceosome; spliceosomal complex disassembly. Gene Ontology annotation, cellular component: catalytic step 2 spliceosome; intracellular anatomical structure. The record is from RefSeq and is a predicted model, not a curated record. Gene Ontology annotation, molecular function: ATP binding; RNA helicase activity; RNA binding. Bases 76 to 3708 code for a protein of 1210 amino acids. NCBI's taxonomy places the organism in Eukaryota, Metazoa, Chordata, Actinopteri, Beloniformes, Adrianichthyidae.
UCCGGAAGUGGUUGCCCAAAUCUAAUAUGUCCGCUGGCUGCUACGAUUUCUGAACGAAAACAAGACUCGUGGAGGAUGGCAGACGUCGGGCUAGAAGAGCUGUCGCAGCUCGAAUAUUUGUCCUUAGUGUCAAAGGUCUGUACGGAGCUCGACAAUCAUUUAGGAAUAAACGACAAAGAUUUAGCUGAGUUUGUCAUCAGCCUUGCUGAGAAACAACCGGCCUUUGAUGGAUUCAAAGCUGUUUUACUUGAAAAUGGAGCUGAAUUCACAGAUUCUCUCAUCAGCAACUUGCUCAGACUCAUUCAGACGAUGCGACCUCCAUCCAAAGCAUCACUGAGUAAAAACUCAGAAGUGUCUGUCAAACCGAAAUCGGAGAAAGACAAAUUAAAGGAGAUGUUCCCUGCACUCUGUAGACCCAAUGAGCCUUUACCAAAGCGGCCGCUGGAUGAGGACGACGUCAAAGUAGCCGCUGAUGCAAUAAAAGAGCUUGAGAUGUUUAUGCCCAGCGUUAGUGGAACAGAGUCCAAAGAAGGCAAAACAAAGUCGGACAAAAGCAGACAUCGCAGCAGAAGCAGAAGCAGAGACAGACACCGGGACCGAGAUCGAGCCAGGGAUCGAGACAGAGACAGGAGGCGACGCCAUCGCUCUCGAUCGCGCUCGAGAUCCAGGUCUCGCUCCAGAGACCGCCACAGAGAUAGAGACCGAGGCAAAAGAAGGGAGAAGUCCUCCCGCUGGGGGGAGCGCUCGCCCAGCCCCCGAAAGGAUCAGGACAGGGACGGGGACCGCUGGAAAGACAAACACGUGGACCGGCCUCCUCCAGAGGAGCCUUCUGUGGGGGACAUCUACAACGGCAAGAUCACCAGCAUCAUGCAGUUCGGAUGUUUUGUCCAGCUGGAGGGAUUAAGGAAGCGGUGGGAGGGUUUGGUCCACAUCUCUGAGCUGCGCAGAGAGGGGCGAGUCGCCAACGUGGCCGACGUUGUCAGCAAGGGUCAGAGAGUCAAAGUGAAGGUUCUGUCAUUCACGGGCUCAAAGACCAGUCUGAGUAUGAAGGACGUGGAUCAAGACACAGGAGAAGAUCUGAACCCGAACAGGAGGAGGAACGUGGGUCCAGAAGGAGGAGAGGAGGUCACCAUGAGGAACCCUGACCGGCCCUCUAACCUGAACCUCGUCCACGCCCCCGAACUGGAACCGGACGACACUCUGGAGCGCAAGAGACUCACAAAGAUCUCUGACCCAGAGAAGUGGGAGAUCAAACAGAUGAUCGCCGCCAACGUUUUGUCCAAAGAAGAAUUCCCAGACUUUGAUGAUGAGACGGGAAUCCUUCCUAAAGUUGACGAUGAAGAAGAUGAAGAUCUGGAGAUUGAGCUGGUGGAGGAGGAGCCCCCAUUUCUGAGGGGACACACCAAACAGAGCAUGGACAUGAGUCCUGUCAAGAUCGUCAAGAACCCGGACGGGUCGCUGUCUCAGGCCGCCAUGAUGCAGAGCGCCCUGGCUAAAGAGCGGCGGGAGCUGAAGCAGGCCGCCCGAGAGGCGGAGAUGGACUCCAUCCCCAUGGGGCUGAACAAACACUGGGUCGACCCGCUCCCGGACGUGGAUGGACGGCAGAUCGCUGCUAACAUGAGGGGCAUCGGCAUGAUGCCCAACGACAUCCCAGAGUGGAAGAAGCACGCUUUUGGAGGAAACAAGGCCUCCUAUGGAAAGAAGACCCAGCUCUCCAUCCUGGAGCAGAGGGAGAGCCUCCCCAUUUACAAGCUGAAGGAGCAGCUGGUUCAGGCCGUUCACGACAACCAAAUCCUGAUCGUCAUCGGAGAGACCGGCUCUGGGAAAACCACUCAGAUCACCCAGUACCUGGCAGAGGCGGGUUACACGGCCCGAGGGAAGAUCGGCUGCACGCAGCCUCGCCGUGUGGCCGCCAUGUCGGUGGCGAAGAGAGUCUCUGAGGAGUACGGCUGCUGUCUGGGACAAGAGGUGGGUUACACCAUCCGUUUUGAGGACUGCACCAGUCCCGAGACGGUCAUCAAAUACAUGACGGACGGUAUGCUGCUGCGAGAGUGCCUGAUCGACUCGGAGCUGGGUCAGUACGCCAUCAUAAUGCUGGACGAAGCCCACGAGAGGACCAUCCACACCGACGUUCUCUUCGGUCUCCUCAAGAAGACGGUGCAGAAGCGCACAGACAUGAAGCUGAUCGUCACUUCAGCCACGCUGGACGCCGUCAAGUUCUCUCAGUACUUCUACGAAGCUCCCAUCUUCACCAUUCCGGGCAGAACCUAUCCAGUAGAGGUUCUUUACACCAAAGAGCCGGAGACGGACUACCUGGAUGCCAGCCUCAUCACCGUCAUGCAGAUUCACCUGACUGAGCCUCCAGGUGACAUCCUGGUCUUCUUAACUGGACAGGAGGAGAUCGACACCGCCUGUGAGAUCCUGUACGAGAGGAUGAAGUCUCUGGGACCCGACGUUCCUGAACUCAUCAUCCUGCCGGUUUAUUCCGCUCUGCCCAGCGAGAUGCAGACCAGGAUCUUUGACCCGGCUCCUCCCGGCAGCAGGAAGGUUGUCAUCGCCACAAACAUCGCAGAAACCUCCCUGACCAUCGAUGGGAUUUAUUACGUGGUGGAUCCCGGCUUCGUCAAACAGAAGGUCUACAACUCCAAGACCGGCAUCGAUCAGCUGGUGGUCACUCCCAUCUCCCAGGCUCAGGCCAAGCAGAGGGCGGGUCGAGCUGGCAGAACCGGGCCGGGGAAGUGUUACAGGCUGUACACGGAGAGGGCUUACAGAGACGAGAUGCUGACCACCAACGUCCCCGAGAUCCAGAGAACCAACCUGGCCAGCACCGUGCUGUCCCUGAAGGCCAUGGGCAUCAACGACCUUCUGUCCUUCGACUUCAUGGACGCCCCCCCCAUGGAGACCCUGAUCACAGCCAUGGAGCAGCUGUACACGCUGGGGGCGCUGGACGACGAGGGGCUGCUGACACGGCUGGGCAGACGGAUGGCGGAGUUUCCUCUGGAGCCCAUGCUCUGCAAGAUGCUCAUCAUGUCGGUCCACCUGGGCUGCAGUGAAGAGAUGCUGACCAUCGUGUCCAUGCUCUCUGUGCAGAACGUCUUCUACAGACCUAAAGACAAGCAGGCGCUCGCUGACCAGAAGAAGGCCAAGUUCCACCAGCCUGAAGGCGACCACCUGACCCUGCUGGCGGUCUACAACUCCUGGAAGAACAACAAGUUCUCCAACCCGUGGUGCUACGAGAACUUCAUCCAGGCCCGCUCCUUGCGCCGGGCCCAGGAUAUUCGCAAGCAGAUGCUGGGGAUCAUGGACAGGCAUAAGCUGGAUGUGGUGUCCUGUGGGAAAGCCACGGUACGAGUGCAGAAAGCCAUCUGCAGCGGCUUCUUCAGGAACGCAGCCAAGAAGGAUCCUCAGGAGGGCUACAGGACCCUCAUCGACCAGCAGGUGGUGUACAUCCACCCCUCCAGCGCCCUCUUCAACCGCCAGCCCGAGUGGGUUGUGUACCACGAGCUGGUGCUGACCACCAAAGAGUACAUGCGAGAGGUGACCACCAUCGACCCCCGCUGGCUGGUGGAGUUUGCGCCCGCCUUCUUCAAAGUGUCGGAUCCCACGCGCCUCAGCAAGCAGAAGAAGCAGCAGCGCCUGGAGCCGCUCUACAACCGCUACGAGGAGCCCAACGCCUGGAGGAUCUCCCGCGCCUUCAGACGCCGCUGAGGGGCGGUCGGGCGGUGGGCCUUCUGGUCUAUGUGUAAAAAUGAUCCUUUUUUCACACGUUUUUAUGUUUCUGUUCUAACAGAAAUUUGAAUGUUUUUUGUUUUUUUUAAGCCGGAGCUGCUCAUCUGUCAGAACUUCAACUGUUUGUCAUUUAAGAGGAAAGUGAGCACACAGAUUAUUUAUACCCACUUGUGUAGUUGUUACACCUGAGCUACAGGUGAGCUCUAGAUCCAAACUGAUAAAGAUGGGGAGGCAAAAGUCUGGUGUAUUUUGUCAAAGAAAAAAAGGAAAUUGAUCUCCGAUCACUAAAUUGAUCUCCGAUUUUUUGUAACAGUAAAUGGACGAGAGGAUUUCUAAAUAUUGUAAAAUGUACAAAAAAUAAAUGAUCUCUAAUCUCCCACAUUUGUGUCUCCUCUGACUUGGAACUUUGUCGAAGAAUAUUGUUUUGUAGCAACACGGAAAGCAGAGAAAAGCACAUACAUAUUGUUUCUAUGGCAGAGACGUUCUUAUAACUCUGUAAAUAUGAAAUAAAGUCUUUUCUUUUAACCUUU